Molecule: messenger RNA, 1036 nt
Organism: Apaloderma vittatum (bar-tailed trogon)
Lineage: Eukaryota; Metazoa; Chordata; Aves; Trogoniformes; Trogonidae
Gene: ZPBP2
Product: zona pellucida binding protein 2
Exons: 8
Biological process (GO): binding of sperm to zona pellucida; acrosome assembly
Cellular component (GO): extracellular region; zona pellucida receptor complex; acrosomal vesicle
Source: RefSeq, a predicted model, not a curated record
CAAGAGCUGUACCUGAAGAAGAGCAGCCUAUUGAUUUAAUCAAGAGGAAUUUUGUUUACGGCAACACCAAACAGGAAGUUAACGUGUACAUUAAGGCGUUUACCAACAGCCCGGUUCUAGUCUGUAUGGAUCUGUCUCGUUCUCAAGAAAAGGUGAUAGAUCCCAAGUAUUUGUGGAUUGGUCCAGAUGGAAAAAAAAUAAAAGGGCGAAUGUACAGGAAUCCAACAGAAACCAGAAAGCUGAAGGUGAAGGGGUUUAAGGAGUCCAUGUCUGGAGCCUACACUUGCACUCGUUCUUACAAAAGGAUAGACCCUACGACACAAGAGGAGAGAGAAGAGUUUGAGGCGUAUAGGUUCAGGGUAUACGCAUACAGGGAGGCUGACCACGCGUAUCAGAUAUUUGUUCACUUUACUACAAACGAAUGCGAGCUGGCGGCUAACGACCGCUUCUUUGAGGAACUAAAGAAAAUUGUAAAUAACUUCAUCUCGGACCUGAUGUGUCGAAUCACAGAGUCUUCCUACAAAUGCCGCUCUGUCCAGACACCGACCCAACGCCUCCAGCCCCGGCUGUUUGUUAGUUUUCAAGUUAAUCCUUUUGCACCAGGAUGGGAGGAAGUUUGCCACCAGGUUCUUCACAACUGUGAAGAUGCCACAAACACAAGAGUUGAAGAGGCAAGGAAUCGAAUUGAAGAGUUUUUCAGCAAGUAGACCUACGCUGUGAAGCACGAGUUUCAAACCGUUCCCACGAUACACUACGUGGACAACAGCUUCUCGGCUCUUCAGAUCGACAGCUGUCGGCCGGGCUUUGGGAAAAACAACAGCACCCACCAGGGCUGCGCUGGCUGCUGUGGGGUUUGUGAGCCCAGAACUUACAGUCCCAACAACGAUGUGACCUGCCAGAUCUGCAGCAGACCUCGAGUCCGAAAGGAGGAGGAAGAGCCUCCCCGGGCCAGCCAGCUCAUUGUCCGCAGGCAGAGCGUCUUGGAAGCCGAUACCGGAGAAGGAGGGCAAGCUGCUAAUAUCACUGAUGCCAGCGG